GUUGUUAGCUAGUGCUAGCUACUCAGCAAGCUAGCUUAAUGGUUGAAACAUUUCUAACACAGUUUAUGCCAAGACACAGCUGUCGUUCACCAUGAGAGAAGGCCUACGCUCCAACUACAUGCCUGUCAACCAUUAAUGCCAAAGAAGAUGAGGGACUUUCAGGAAACAACGAUAAGUUAGCCAACGCCAAACGAAAAGUCAGGCUACAGCUACAGUUUUUACGCUAGCAUCCUGAGAAGGGAAAGCUCUGAGAUUUUUUUUUGCAAGGACUGGAUGCGGAAGGAGGAUAUGAGUCAAGCUGGACAGCUAAAGCUAAUUGUAAGCUGUGCUGGGAUCCAAAAUGUGGGAAACAUUUCACUGUGAGAGCAAUUACCAAAUGUAUCAAGCUAAACGAAGCUAACAUGAAGUAAUGACGAGCAGCGACUGGGCUAACUUGUUGUUGUAGGCUGAACACUCACCCAGCUAUCGACAGAGAUAUCACCCGGGCUGAAGUGCUGAUAUGAGGCCUAGCAGGAGCCGAUGAAUGUUUUUUCAUACGUUCUGUGGGUUACCAAUGUGCCAAAAAGUCACUCACCUGAUUACCCAACAAGGAUUAGGCUAGAGUUUGGCAUCAUCUGUGCAGGGAGGGAGCACAUACUGGCACAAGAAUAUGCAAGGACUGUUGACCACAACUGAAGUAUACAUAUCCAAGACACAGAACAAUUGUCCUUGAUGAAACAGUCUUGGUUAACCUGCCAUCCCCAAUGGAAGUGCCAUCAUAGACACAAGACACUGUGGCUCGAACUGCACAGUCUUUUGAGCUACAGCCUUGGAGGAUCCGUUUCGGCAUUGGGUUGAACCUGAAGCGGAGAUGGGUUCCCAAGCUCUUCAAAUAUUACGGCAGGGUGUGUGGGCUUCACUCACAGGAGGGUGGUAUGUGGACCCACAUCAGAGCACGUUCUCCAACUGCUUCCACCUCUACCUUUGGAUAUUUCUCCUGGCCUUCCCCUUUCUGUUGUACAUGGCUCUUCCUCCUAGCUUGGUGGUCGCAGGUGUGUACUCCGCUGUGGUGGCUGUCUUUUUCACAGCCAUUAAAGUGGUAAACUAUCGGCUUCAUGCUAUGUUCGACCUUGGGGAGAUUGUAGAGAAGAAGCAGGCCUCACUCACAGCUGAUGCCCCAAGGACAGAAGAAGGAGAUGACGGUUCAGGUGCCCAUGAUGGCAAUCAGCACAGGGAUAGCCAUGUUGGUGUAGAGAUGACUGUGUUUCGGAAGGUCAACUCAACACCCCCGGUGCGCUGUAGCUCCCAGCACUCUCUGUUUGGACUGAACCAGGUGUCGGAGUUCUUGCCUCAGCUUGAGGAUACAGGGGGAGCUAGGGAUAUCAAGGAGCUAAUGCGGGAACAAGGAAGCAAUAAUGUGAUUGUUACUUCAGCUCAUCGUGAUAUCUUACGCCAGAGUUCCCAGGACACUAUUAGGACUCCUGGUGUGGUCCAGUCCUGCAUUGCUGCUGCUCUAGGAGGCGAUUUCCCAGGUCUUAUGGGAGUAUCUGUAAUGUCUGCUGGGUUCGGGGAACCUGGAGACUGCUUGUCUAUACCCCCUUCACCCUCCAGCCAGGAAGAUGGGGGAGAGAAAGAGCAGUUGCAUGAAGUCGAGGAGCUACCAGAACAGCUGUCUCAAAAAAGUCCUGAGGACAAUGGGCUUGGGGCUUAUUAUCCGCUCGGCCCCUCUGCUGAGUCUGAGAGCUUGGGGGAUACUCCCCUCAGCCCCCUUAUUAAGAGCAGCUUAAGCGAAGAGCUGAGUGAAAAUCUCCUAGGAUUGGGCCUGGACCCUGUUGCGUUUGCACCUGGGACUGAACACCCAGGCAGCCGCAGCGGGGUAGCACUAGCUGCUGGAUCCACGGACAGCUGUUUCAGUGCAGGUGGAGGCACCACAGACCGUGAGACACUGAGCACGGUUAGUAGCUACCGCAGCGAAAAAACAGAUUCCACUCAGCUGGAAAGUCCUUCGUUCAGCCAUCCUCGGCCCACAGAUGGACAGGCGUCUGCUUCAGCACCCGCUGUGGGCUCUAACAUCCAUGAGCCCAGAGAGGAUCCAGCAGGACAAGGUGGCAGUGAUACUGACAACCUGUCAGACAGUGUGCUACUGCGCUCCCCUUCCAAAGAGUUCUCGCUCAGCCAGGGGCUAGACAGGACACUUGUUGAAGGAGAGGAUUUGCCCUCUGUACCCUGUGAGAUUGCACUGCCCCCUCCUUUUCACAGCUCUUCCCCUUCAAGUAGUGGCCACUCAGAGGUUUGUGAUUUAGACAGAAAUGUCCCAAUUCCUCCUCUACCCCCACCUCGGCAAGCCAAUUCAGUGCCCUCAGGGCUGGCCCUGGGUCUAGUGUGUUCUGAGCCUGCUUUGCCCAUAUCCUCUACCCCCUUCUUACUGUCUGAUCAGCCUGCUCUGCAAGCCCAGCAGGUUGUACGCCCUAAAGACUUGAAGCUACUGCGGGCCAGUGGCAGCAGUGUGGGGCACAGGCCAGGCCGAAGGAAAGCCCCAAGGAGGCGAGCUGGAGCUGGAAGCAGUAGUUUUGACUGUGGCUCUUACAGGCGUCACCACAAUCAUAGACAGCACAGAGAUUACAUCCCAGUGCGUAACCGACUUGGCGCCAAGGCUUACAGUGAAAGUCUGUUUGAGGACUCCAGCGACGAGGAUGACGGCAGUGACAUGAGCGCUGGCUCUAGCCUGGGCUCUCAGCGCCGAUACAGCUCAGAUGAUGAUGAUGACGACGAUGACGACUCAAGUUCCUCUACCUCCUGCUACUCCCCAGACCUCGCCAACACUGGCAUUACAUCCCCACACCCCCCUGCUGCUCAACUGCCCACUCCAAGGGAUGGGGAUUUACCUGAAACUGCUGGCCCCUCGCAUUCUCGUGCUGCUCAGCGCUCUUCUAGCACAGCUAGUGCUAAGACUCAUGCAAGAGUGCUAAGUAUGGAUGGAGCAGGUGGAGGCCAGAGCAACACGACAGCUCUGCCUUCUACUCUGCUUACAAUGCCCUCCACUUCCACCCCUGCACCUCGCACUCUCACCAUCUCUAAGUCUGACCUGGAGGCUCGCACUAUUCACACUGAUAGCUUUCCAGGAACUCAUCAUCGGCUGGAUUCUCUUGGGGGCUCUUGGACUGGCAACCAGAUGGGCUGGAGGGCUGGAGAGCUGGCUGAAGAGGGAGCUGUGGGAGGAGUCAUGGCUUCAGAGGAUGGAGGCAAACAUGACUCCGUCAGCAGUGUUAAGAGGACCCAGGCCAUCCGCAGGAGACACAAUGCUGGCAGCAACCCUACACCGCCCCCGUCCACCAUGGGAUCCCCUCCCAGCCUCCAGGACCUCCAGCGGGUUCGGACCUCCUCCCACUCGCGGACCCGCACGCUUCCCUCAGCCUUACAGUUUGCCUCCUCACUCCUACUGCCCCGCAGCGGUAUCCACGAGGCCUCCACCUUUGACGACACAUCAGAGGGGGCAGUGCACUAUUUCUAUGAUGAGAGUGGAGUGAAAAGGUCCUACACAUUUGGACCUGCUGGAGGUGGUUAUGAGGACCCAGUUCAGGAAAGGGAGAGACAGUCCCAGUCCUCAAGCUUCACCUCCACUGAGGUCCAGGAAGGGGCACCAGUCCUGUCAGUGCUCCAGCCUAGACCUGUGGCCUUACAGGGCAUGCAGGUGCGCAGUGUGCCUCUGGAAAUGCCUGAGUUUGAUCUGGAUCAUGAGUCUCUACAAGAGUCCCAGGAAAACACACUGAUGAUUGAGGAGAAGGCUAAACCCAAACAGUACUAUCGCUUUUGGGUGCUGCCGGGGAAGUGGCUGAGAGUUCGAUAUGAUCGAUUGGCUCUUCUGGCUUUAUUGGACAGAAACCGCCGUGUGGGAGAAAACGUGUUUGCUGUGGUGCUGGCCAGUCUGGUGGCCUUCCUGGGGUUCCUACUGCUACUCCAGGGCUUUUUCAGGGACAUCUGGGUCUUCCAGUUCUGCCUGGUCAUUGCUAGCUGCCAGUACUCCUUACUGAAGAGUGUACAACCAGAUGCAGCCUCUCCCAUGCAUGGUCAUAACUGGAUCAUUGUGUACAGUCGGCCGGUUUACUUCUGCCUGUGCUGUGUGAUGAUCUGGAUCUUCGACCUGUCUGGGCGCUCUAGCAGCCUGCAGCCAUUCUCCCUCUAUGGCGUCACCUUCUUCUCUGCACACUUCCUGCUCUGUGUCAGGGAUAUGCUUGUUGUGUUUGCCUUGUGUUUCCCGGUCAUUUUCCUGUUUGGGUUGCUACCUCAGGUCAAUACCUUUGUGAUGUGUCUGCUGGAGCAGAUCGACAUGCACAUUUUUGGUGGAACUGCCACUACCAGCCCCCUCUCAUCUCUGUUCAGCCUCAUACGCAGCAUGUUGGUGGCAGCUCUGCUGUAUGGAUUUAGCCUCGGUGCUAUCAAUGCACCGUGGGGGGAUGCCCAUGUGCCAGUACUGUUCUCUGUGUUUUGCGGCCUACUCCUGGCCUUAUCCUACCACCUCAGCCGCCAAAGCAGCGAUCCCACCAUCCUUUGGUCACUGGUGAGGUCUAAAUUAUUCCCAGAGCUGGAGAACCGAACACCAGAAGAACCCCCUAUGGAGAUCAAGGACCCUCUUCCUGAGAAGCUGCGUAACUCUGUGAAAGAGAUUCUUCAUUCAGACCUCGUCAUGUGUCCCCUCAUGGCUGUGAUUACCUUUGCCAUCAGUGCCAGCACAGUUUUCAUCGCUCUUCAACCUGCACUUAGCUUUGUUUUGUACAUCCUGGCUGGAGUUGUAGGCUUUAUUACACACUAUCUCCUGCCUCAGCUCCGCAAACAGCUGCCGUGGUUCUGCCUGGCUCACCCUGUGCUGCGUUCCAGAGAGUACAGUCAGUUUGAGGUCCGAGAUGCUGCUCAGCUGAUGUGGUUUGAGAAGCUGUAUGCAUGGCUGCAGUGUGUGGAGAAAUAUUUCAUCUACCCAGCUGUAGUGCUUAACUCCCUGACAACGGAGGCUCGAGCUGUUGGCCAGAAUCAUAAAGAGCUGGACAUCUACAGCCGAGCUCUCUUCAUCUCCGUAGCAGGCAUGAAGCUGCUGCGUUCAUCCUUCUGUGCGCCGUCGCAGCAGUACGUCACACUGUGCUUCACCACACUCUUCUUCCACUUCGACUACCCGCACUUCUCCGAGACCUUUCUCAUCGACUACUACUUCAUGUCCAUUCUCUUCAGCAAGAUGUGGGACCUGCUGUACAAGCUGCGCUUUGUGUUGACUUACAUCGCCCCCUGGCAGAUCACCUGGGGCUCAGCCUUCCACGCCUUUGCUCAGCCCUUCGCUGUGCCACACUCUGCUGUGCUUUUUGUCCAGGCCAUCUUUUCUGCCAUCUUUUCCACCCCUCUCAAUCCUGUCCUAGGCAGUGCUGUGUUCGUCACCUCGUAUACCAGACCAGUUAAAUUCUGGGAGAGAGACUACAACACCAAGCGGGUCGAUCAUUCCAACACCAGACUGGCAACCCAGUUAGACCGCAACCCAGGUGCUGAUGACAACAAUUUGAACUCGAUUUUCUACGAGCACUUAACACGCUCUCUGCAGCACAGCCUGUGUGGAGACCUGCUGCUCGGUCGCUGGGGCAACUACACCACGGGCGACUGCUUCAUCCUCGCCUCAGACUACCUCAACGCUCUGGUGCACAUCAUCGAGAUUGGCAACGGACUGGUCACCUUUCAGCUGAGGGGUCUGGAGUUCAGAGGCACCUACUGUCAGCAGAGGGAGGUAGAGGCCAUCACAGAGGGAGUGGAGGAGGAUGAGGGCUGCUGCUGCUGUGAACCCGGUCACCUGCCACACAUGUUGUCAUUCAACGCUGCCUUUGGACAGCGCUGGUUGGCCUGGGAGGUGGCCGCCACCAAGUAUGUACUAGAGGGCUACAGCAUCAGUGACAACAAUGCAGCCUCCAUGUUACAAGUGUUCGACCUUCGUAAGAUCCUCAUCACAUAUUAUGUCAAGAGCAUCAUCUUCUAUGUCAGUCGGUCUCCUAAGUUGGAAGAGUGGCUUACCAAUGAGACGAUUCAGGAGGCUCUGCGACCUUGUCUCGGGCCUAACUAUGUAGACGGCGACCCCACCUUCAACCUAAACAUCGAUGAGGAUUAUGACCACAGGACCUCCGGCAUCACCCCCUCCUCAUUCUGCUUGGUUUACCUGGACUGGAUUCAGUAUUGCAACAGCAGGCGUCAAACGCCUGUGACCAGUGAGAGAGAUUCUCCACUUGUCAGUCUGUGUUUUGGGUUGUGUAUCCUGGGAAGAAGAGCUCUGGGCACAGCCUCUCACAGCAUGUCUGCAAGCUUGGAGCCAUUCCUCUAUGGCCUCCAUGCACUCUUCAAGGGAGACUUUCGCAUCACAUCUCCAAGGGACGAGUGGGUGUUUGCAGAUAUGGAGUUGUUGAAUCGUGUUGUGGCACCAGGAGUGCGCAUGUCCCUAAAAUUGCAUCAGGAUCACUUCACAUCUCCAGACGAGUAUGAAGAUCCUAUGGUUCUUUAUGACGCCAUCACUGCCAACGAGGAGAAGAUGUUGAUAUCGCACGAGGGUGACCCUGUGUGGCGCAGCGCUAUUCUAGCAAACAUGCCUUCACUGCUGGCACUGAGGCACAUCAUGGACGAUGGCAGCGACGAAUACAAGAUCAUCAUGCUUAACAAGAGGUUCCUCAGCUUCCGAGUCAUCAAGGUGAACAGAGAGUGUGUGCGUGGGCUGUGGGCGGGGCAACAGCAGGAGCUGGUCUUCCUGCGCAAUCGCAACCCAGAGCGUGGCAGCAUUCAAAACGCCAAACAGGCCCUAAGGAAUAUGAUAAACUCCUCGUGCGACCAGCCCAUCGGCUACCCCAUCUACGUGUCCCCCCUCACCACCUCAUACGCUGGGGGGCACAGCCAGCUCCGGUCUGUGUGGGGAGGACCUGUCAGCCCGCACAACAUUUACACCUGGCUCAUCAGCAGCUGGGACAGGUUACAGAAGGGCUGUGGCGCUGGUUGUAACAGCGGAGGAAACAUUGAGGACUCGGACUGUGGAGGCGGCUCCACCUCCAUCUCUACCAACCCUGCUGUUCACACCACUCAGAGUACACCAGCCUCCAGCCUUCCCCAGCCACAUAUCACCACUGUCCAGCCCUCCAUGGGCACAGACAACCCCGUAGGUCCUACCCAGAACUGGCCUCACCACCCCCAACCUCUACCAUUAGCUCUGCUUAGCCAAUCAGAGGGGAGGAUGGAGGCAGGGCUGCUCUCAUCCCUACAGCGCACAUCGUCCAUCCAGGGGCUGCUGGGCCAGCAACUGUCCAGCUCCCAGCUCUCCUUCAGCAGCUCUGUGGCUCCGCCUGCUCUGCCCGGCCCAGAGCGCUUCUGCCCAGCGAGCCUCCUGGAGAACUCGGGGCACAGAGCAAGCCAGCGGGCUGGCCUCGGCCAGGGCAGCAGCCUCCACUAUGAGAGCCACUUUGGCAAGUGGAGUUUUUCAAGCAGGAAGGGCUUUAACGGACCAGCUGCAGCAGAGGGGGAGGGAGGAACAGUACAGACCAUACGCACACAGCCUACUCCUCCCACUCCCCUACAAGAGGCCAGUCUGACACAAGAUCCUCUGGGAGCCACUCAGACGUUGGAUCCGACCUUGCUGAAUGCAGGGGACCCCCCCACCCCCCGAGAGGAAUCCACAGAGCUGCCUUUACUUGAGCACCUGCGCUGAGUCUAUACCGGGAGACCCCCCAAGUGACUUUCUCUGCAGUGAAAGCACACCGCGGUUGAGUCUGGAUGGAGCCUGGCCCAUCCAGACCGGAUUCAUUCCAGCCUUCGAGACUCAUUCCAUCAACCCUUGUUUUGUCAACUCGAAGUGACGCGACUUGUAAAUCCUCUGACGGAAAAUUCAACCUGAUAUUUUACUGCAAUACUAAAUAGAUUCAGUUAUGACAUCACUCCUCCUUCUCAGCUAAAAGAGUUCAACAUCUGAUUGCAUGCUGAGCUGAUGCACGUCACAUCAUGAACUGGUUUAUUCCAAAGUCUGCUGUCAUCCUGACUCAGAUAUACUCAUUCUUAAUGUGUUUUUUUCUGACAUAGGCACUCAGUGUCUCUAUGGACAACCUUUUGGUUGUAACAGUAGUGACAGGCCAGAAAGGCCAGUGCAAUUAUAAGGGAUAUUUUGCUUGAGGAUUGUUUAUUUUUCUAUACUGGAGAAUGGAGUAUUGCCUCUAACUUUCUCUCACUUGACGUCUGCAGCAGCAGGGUUUUUUUGUUUUGUUUUGUUUUUUUUGCAUAACCAAUAAGAAAACAGAUCCUACAGUAUGUUGCUGUAUGUGCAGGUGAAGGAUUUGUGGAUACCAUGAUAAGCCUUGUUUCGUUUUUCCCCCUUUUACCAUCCUUACUAGACCUACAAACGCGUGUCAAACAAUACUACAUAUUGACCAGUUUCAGUGCUCUCCACUUCCUCUCCCCUGCACAUGAAACAUAUUCAACAAGGAGAAAAAAAACACACAUCCCACCAUGAUGUCAUCUUCAUCCUCUGACCUAACUCCUACAGAGGUGCCUCACAACAUCAACACUCAACAGUUCUGUCUACUGGCAAGUUUCAGGGAAAAAAACAAACUCCCUUCCAUCCCAGCCAACAUGUGGUGCUUUUACCGCUAGUUUACAGUCCAUUUAGGCCUGGACGCAAGUCCUGAAUCUGACUGUGGGAUGGCUUUGGACAGAGCUGGCGCCCAUGGAUCAGGAUCAAGCGGAGGGUGAUUCCAAUCUGUGAAAAUUGUGUUGAUCACAAACCUACAAACUGGGAGUGUUUAUAAAUUAAAGCCUUUUCUGUUCUGGUGA
Molecule: messenger RNA, 8805 nt
Organism: Scomber japonicus (chub mackerel)
Lineage: Eukaryota; Metazoa; Chordata; Actinopteri; Scombriformes; Scombridae
Product: pecanex-like protein 3
Exons: 36
Coding region: 851-7690 (2279 amino acids)
Cellular component (GO): membrane
Source: RefSeq, a predicted model, not a curated record